AUGAAAGGAGAGCACGUGGGUGGACUUUUCGGACCAAACGAGCGACGACGUCAACAACCGGGAGCCGUUUGCGAGACGCUUCGAGGGGACGCGGCAGAGAUUGUGCGACCACACGUUAAAGAAGAAGAGCAGGACACGUCUUUGUUCACUGACGUCAUAGUGAAGAGUGAAGAUCCCAGUCAAGAUUUCAGCAAAGAUCUUUGCCCCAAACGGCAGGAGAUUAAAGAGGAAGAUCAGGAGAGCGACGUGACAGAGUUUCCGUUGACCGGCACCAUUGUAAAGAUCGAAGGUGACGACAAAGAUGGACUCUUAGCUCCGCUGUCAGAUUCCCCCGACACCGAUGACGAGCGCUCACCUAGCGAGGCGGAAACCUUUUGGAGGUGCUGCCAAUGCGGCAAAGCGUCCACGUCAAAAUGGGGCCUAAAGAUCCACAUGCGAACCCACACCGGAGAGAAACCGUUUGCCUGCUCACUUUGCGGGAAAAAAUUCACUCAGAAAGGACACUUACGAGCGCACGCCAGAACGCACACCGGGGAGAAACCUUUUCCCUGCACGGUGUGCGGCGUGGUGUUAAGUCAGAAGGUUAAUCUGACCAAUCACAUGAGAAUACACAGCGGGGAGAAGCCGUUCGCGUGUUCGCUUUGCGGCAAAAGAUUCUCCGUCAAGGGACAUUUAAGAAUUCACACGAGAACGCACACGGGAGAGAAACCAUUUGCCUGCGACGUUUGCGGGCAAAGGUUUGCGUUGAAGGGACACUUAAGGACACACGUGAGAACGCACACCGGAGAGAAACCUUACCCCUGCUCAGUGUGCGGUAAAAGAUUCUCAAUUAAGGGACAUUUAGUCGCGCACAGCAGAACACACACCGGCGAAAAACCCUACGAUUGUUCGUUUUGCGGUAAAAAAUUCUCUAUUAAGGGCCAGUUGACGACGCACACGAGAAUACACACGGGGGAGAAACCUUUCGCCUGCUCCGUGUGCGGCAUAAGUUUCAGCGAUCGCUCGGGAUUGGCAAAACACACGCGAACGCACACCGGGGAAAAACGGUACGCGUGCUCGCUUUGCGGGAAAAGUUUCUCGCAGAGGUGCACUUUGACCGUACACGCCAGGACGCACACCGGGGAGAAGCCCUUCAGUUGCGACACAUGCAAGAAAAGAUUCUCCCGCAAAGAUCAGGUGAAGAAACACAAGUGUCUUGGGAAGAAAUCUGGAUUCUAA
This is a messenger RNA of Nerophis lumbriciformis (worm pipefish), 1218 nucleotides long. NCBI's taxonomy places the organism in Eukaryota, Metazoa, Chordata, Actinopteri, Syngnathiformes, Syngnathidae. The record is from RefSeq and is a predicted model, not a curated record.